GUACUUCUAGAUGGGAAGGAAGUAAAAAUUCCAAAUUUUGAUACAUUUAAUAAUGUUAAUGACGUAGUUGCAUUAUUAAACGAAGUUGAAAAAAUUAUUCUUUGUGGUGAAAGUAACAGACAAAUGUGUAGGAUUUGUUAUGCAAAAAGGCAUUAAAGGUCUUAAAGUUAAAUUUUGCAAAGAAUGUGCGAAACUUCGACACAUAUUGCAAAAAAAGGCUGUAGCGGUAGACCAUUUAAAAAAAAAUGCGAAUGAAAAACCAGAACCUAAGAGAAAAAUUAAAAUAUGCGAAAAAGAAAGAAUUUCGAAUGGUGAAGAACGGUAAAGUACUGAAAAAGACAGUACAACAAUUACAAAGACAAUGUGCCAUGACAAAACAUGAAAUUUUACAUGGAGCAAUUGCUACGUUAUCUGAAAAAGAGCAAUUAGCCGUAAGAGCUUGCUUCAGCGCAGCAAAAUUGAAAAACAGACGAGGAAUGAGAUAUAGUAGGCAAUGGCUUUACGAAUGUAUAUUGUUAAGGAUCAGAAGCAAGAAAGCCUACAAGCACCUUCGUAAACACAAAAUUUUAGUUUUGCCAUCAACCUCAACUUUGGAGAGAAGCAUGGAACAAAUAAAGAGUACAUAUGGCUUCCAGGAAAGCGUUUUCAGAGCUCUGGAAUUUAAAACAAAGCAAAUGGAUCCGAAAGAUGUACACAGGGCAAUUUUGGUGGACGAAAUGAAAUUAUCUACAACAUUACAUUUUAACAAGAUGAAUCUAAAGUUUAAAGGAUUCACGAACCUUGGUGACCAUCAUCAUCAUCAUCAUCAUCAUCACAGAUCUAGACUUUAGGUUGCUUCUUAUCGAAAGGAAGCGCAACCAGCACCAUUCUACAUAAAUUAUUAGUAGAGUGCAUUUUAUUGGCAGAAAACGCAGGAUUGCGUAUACACGCAAUAACAUCCGAUGGGGCAUCAUGGAACCGGGCGAUGUGGAAAAUUUUUAGAGUUUCGGAGAACUCGGUUAGCGUUGAACAAAUCGUUGAUAAUAGCCGCAGAUUGUGGUUCAUAUCAGAUUUUCCAAACCUCGUGAAAUGUCUCCGCAAUUUUUUUAUCAAGCACUCUAUGAAUCAAGCUAUUUGGGUAAUUGUUUAUAACUUAAAUAUUUACUGCUGUUUAUAGAAAUUAUAGUUUAAGUAAAAAAUAUCAAAGGUAUCAGUUUUGUACAAUAAAUUUUAUCACUUUUAUUAUAUAAUUCUUUAAAAACACAUUCAGACACCUGAUGGCUUAGUCCCAUUGAUCUCUGGUACGCGAUUUUAGAAGUGGAGGACACUACAUCGUAUGCAGUCAAAGUAAAUUAUAAGUUAACUCGAGAUCAUGUGGAGCUUAAAUAUUAUCAAAAAAUGAAUGUAGCUUUGGCAUUUCAGGUAAAAUAAAUCAAUAAAGUAAUUUAUUUUGUAUUCUUAUAGAGCAAAAAUAAGUGAAAACAGCCAAUUGCAAAAUUUUUGUCUCCGAUUUUUAAGUUAUUUACAUUUUUUAAUAGGUAUAUGCAUAUACUUUUACCCCCUAAAAUAUUUUUCAAAAAUAUUAUUUAUUUUG
This is a messenger RNA of Leptopilina boulardi, 1573 nucleotides long. Its product is annotated as ERC protein 2-like. The transcript is spliced from 4 exons. The record is from RefSeq and is a predicted model, not a curated record. The coding region runs from base 246 to 830 and encodes 194 amino acids. NCBI's taxonomy places the organism in Eukaryota, Metazoa, Arthropoda, Insecta, Hymenoptera, Figitidae.